Messenger RNA from Penicillium roqueforti, 1530 nucleotides. RefSeq names its product putative MFS transporter. Gene Ontology annotation, cellular component: membrane. Gene Ontology annotation, biological process: transmembrane transport. The coding region runs from base 1 to 1530 and encodes 509 amino acids. Gene Ontology annotation, molecular function: transmembrane transporter activity. The record is from RefSeq and is a predicted model, not a curated record. The transcript is spliced from 3 exons. NCBI's taxonomy places the organism in Eukaryota, Fungi, Ascomycota, Eurotiomycetes, Eurotiales, Aspergillaceae.
AUGUCGAGCCCAGCACGCGCAUCGUCGCCUGAUGGCACAGCGAAGAAAACAGAAACCAUGGCCACUAUCGAGGAGCCCAACACGUUGAAAAACUAUGGCUCGGUCCCGGGUGUGAUGGAAGAGGUGACCCGAGUCGUCGACCACAAGGCUGAACGGCGUCUCUGUCGGAAGUUUGACUAUCGCCUUCUCCCUAUCCUAGCAAUCAUGUAUCUAUUCAACGCCCUCGACAAGGGAAAUCUGGGAAAUGCGGAAACGGAUGGAAUGAGCACGGAUCUGCACUUCAAGCCGAAUCAGUACAAUCUCCUGUUAUCCAUCUUUUUUGUUCCGUUCGUGAUCUUUGCGCCGCCAUUCUCGAUGCUUGGAAAGAAGUUCAGUCCAGCCCGCGUCCUUCCAAUCUUGAUGUUUUCAUUCGGUUCGCUCACGGUGCUCUCUUCGGCCACCUAUAAUUUCAGUGGCAUGUUCGCCUUGCGCUGGUUCCUGGGCAUGUCCGAGGCUGCAUUCUUCCCGCUGGUGAUCUAUUACUUGACCACAUUCUACCGUCGUGGUGAGCUGGCUCGUCGCCUGGCUGUUUUCUACGCUGCGUCGAACAUUGCAAACGCUUUCUCCGGACUUAUUGCGUUUGGAGUAUUCCAGAUCAAGGGAUCCCAUAUCCCCAAUUGGCGCUAUUUGUUUAUCAUUGAGGGCGGCGUCACUGUUCUCUUCGCUGCAUUUGCCUUCUUCUAUCUCCCACGGAGCGCCGCCGAGGCAAAGUUUUUGUCCGAGGAGGAGAAGGCGCUAGCUUUCCACCGAAUUCAAGUCGACUCCAGUGCGGUGGUCAACGAGGAGUUUAGCUUCCGCGAGGCCCUCGGUAUCUUCAAGAGCCCCACUACAUACGCCUUCUUGUGCAUUGAAAUCUGUCUCGGUGUGCCUUUGCAGGGUGUCGCGCUCUUCAUGCCGCAGAUCAUCGCGGGAUUGGGUUUUCCCACCGUCAAAACCAACCUGUACACCGUUGCACCCAAUGUGACAGGAGCAGUGAUGUUGCUAGUGCUCGGUUUCUCCUCUGACUGGACCAGACUCCGAUCGCCAUUCAUUGUUCUGGGCUUCCUGCUCACUUUCUCCGGGUUCAUGAUCUACGCAUCCAUUGACGAUGUCCCAGCAAACAUCCACGUCGCUUACUUCGCAACCUUCAUGAUGACCUGGGGAACGUCCGCCCCAUCUGUGAUUCUCAGCACCUGGUAUAAUAACAACAUCGCCCACGAGGGUCGCCGUGUACUGUUGACGAGUAUCGGCGUGCCAUUGGCCAACUUGAUGGGCUUAGUGAGCAGCAACUUGUUCCGGAAGCAGGAUGCGCCUAAGUAUACUCCCGCACUAAUCAGUGUUGGUGCAUUCGGUGCUACUGGCGCUUUCUUGACGGCUUCUCUGGCACUCUACAUGUGGCUAGAUAACAAGCGACGUGACCGUCGUGAUGGAACCACGAUCCGGGCACGGGAUAUUCCAACGGAGCGAAUGAGAGAUGGGCCUGCAUCUGCUGAGUUCCGAUGGUUUUUGUAA